UGACGCGGUGAGGCGGCUCUGACGUCAGGCCCGGCCCCCCGGCAGCAUGGCGGCCGUGCCCGCGCCGGCCGGCCCGCGCUGACAUGGACCUCAAGGGCCAGUACUGGACGGACGAUGACUCCGACGGGGACAAUGAGUCCGAGGAGUUCCUCUAUGGCGUGCAGGGGACCUGCGCCGCUGACCUGUACCGGCACCCGCAGCUGGACGCCGACAUCGAGGCGGUGAAGGAGAUCUACAGCGAGAAUGCCGUGGCCGUCAGGGAGUAUGGGACCAUCGAUGACGUGGAUAUCGACCUCCAUGUGAACAUCAGCUUCCUCGAUGAGGAGGUGGCGACGGCGUGGAAGGUGCUGCGGACGGAGCCCAUCGUCCUCCGCCUGCGCUUCUCCCUCUCCCAGUACCUCGAUGGCCCCGAACCGUCCAUUGAGGUUUUCCAGCCAUCCAACAAGGAGGGCUUUGGGCUGGGUCUGCAGCUGAAGAAAAUCCUGGGCAUGUUCACAUCCCAGCAAUGGAAACAUCUCAGCAACGAUUUCCUGAAGACCCAGCAGGAGAAGCGGCACAGUUGGUUCAAGACAAGCGGCACCAUCAAGAAGUUCCGUGCUGGUCUCAGCAUCUUCUCACCCAUCCCCAAGUCUCCCAGCUUCCCUGUUAUCCAAGAUUCAGUGCUGAAGGGCAAACUGGGCAUCCCUGAGCCUCGCGUGAACCGCCUGAUGAACCGCUCCGUCUCCUGCAUGGUGAAGAAUCCCAAGGUGGAAGUUUUCGGCUACCCACCCGCCAGCACCCAGGCAGGUGUUGCCCCCUUCAACAUCCUGGUCGGUGGUCACUGCAAGAACAUCCCCACCCUGGAGUACGGCUUCCUCGUGCAGAUCAUGAAGUACGCGGAGCAGCGGAUCCCGACGCUCAAUGAGUACUGUGUGGUGUGUGAUGAGCAGCACGUCUUCCAGAACGGCUCCAUGCUGAAGCCAGCCGUGUGCACCCGGGAGCUCUGCGUCUUCUCCUUCUACACCCUGGGUGUCAUGUCCGGUGCGGCUGAGGAGGUGGCCACGGGUGCCGAGGUGGUGGACCUGCUGGUGGCCAUGUGCCGCGCUGCCCUCGAGUCCCCUCGCAAGAGCAUCAUCUUUGAGCCUUACCCCUCCGUGGUGGAUCCCAAUGACCCCAAAACUCUGGCCUUCAACCCCAAGAAGAAGAACUACGAGCGGCUGCAGAAGGCCCUGGACAGUGUGAUGUCCAUCCGGGAGAUGACUCAGGGGUCCUACCUGGAGAUCAAGAAGCAGAUGGACAAGUUGGACCCCCUGGCACAUCCCCUCCUGCAGUGGAUAAUCUCCAGCAACAGAUCCCACAUUGUCAAGCUGCCUCUCAGCAGGCAGCUGAAGUUCAUGCACACCUCCCACCAGUUCCUCCUGCUCAGCAGCCCCCCGGCCAAGGAAGCCCGGUUCCGCACAGCCAAGAAACUCUACGGCAGCACCUUCGCUUUCCAUGGCUCUCACAUUGAGAACUGGCAUUCCAUCCUCCGCAAUGGGCUGGUCAACGCCUCCUACACCAAACUGCAGGUACCAGUCUGCUCCCUGCACCCAGCACACCCCAGGGCAGCAGGCGGGCAGGGGAUGGGCAGGAAGGCAGGGAGGGAGCAGACAUUGGGAAGUGCCAGGCUUCCUCCACUACCACCAUACCCAAACUGUUGGGGUGAUCCCACCACGCUCACCCUGGUAUUUUCCUGCAAGCUGCAUGGAGCAGCCUAUGGCAAGGGCAUCUAUCUGAGCCCCAUCUCCAGUAUUUCCUUUGGAUACUCAGGAAUGGGGAAAGGGCAGCACCGGAUGCCGUCAAAGGAUGAGCUGGUGCAGCGGUACAACCGGAUGAACACAAUCCCCCAGACCCGCUCUAUCCAGUCCCGCUUCCUCCAGAGCCGCAACCUGAACUGCAUCGCGCUUUGUGAAGUGAUCACCUCCAAGGACCUGCAGAAACAUGGCAACAUCUGGGUCUGCCCUGUCUCGGACCAUGUCUGCACACGCUUCUUCUUUGUGUACGAAGAUGGCCAAGUGGGAGAUGCCAAUAUCAAUACUCAGGACCCCAAAAUCCAGAAGGAGAUCAUGCGUGUGAUCGGGACUCAGGUGUACACAAACUGAGUGGUGGCGGUGGGACCCUGGGACCCCCCAGGCACCGAGUGAGCCCCCGGGCAAGGCUGGGCAGGGGCCGAGCAGGUUUUGAGCCCCCCGGGCA
Vidua macroura (Pin-tailed whydah) is the source of this 2214-nucleotide messenger RNA. RefSeq names its product poly(ADP-ribose) polymerase family member 6 (gene PARP6). Gene Ontology annotation, cellular component: intracellular anatomical structure; membrane; endoplasmic reticulum tubular network. Gene Ontology annotation, biological process: endoplasmic reticulum unfolded protein response. The transcript is spliced from 21 exons. Gene Ontology annotation, molecular function: NAD+ poly-ADP-ribosyltransferase activity; protein serine/threonine kinase activator activity; kinase binding. Lineage: Eukaryota; Metazoa; Chordata; Aves; Passeriformes; Viduidae. The coding region runs from base 84 to 2120 and encodes 678 amino acids. The record is from RefSeq and is a predicted model, not a curated record.